AUGCAUCUUCGUGGAGUUUUCCGUGCGGCAAAACUGCCAAGAGGCCAAGGCGCGAUCGGCACCAAGUGGGUGUUCAAGAUCAAGCGCAAAGCGGAUGGAUCGGUCGAGAAAUACAAGGCGCGUCUCGUUGCCAAGGGCUUCAAGCAGAAGUACGUCAUCGACUACACAGAGACGUUCUCGCCCGUGGUCAAGUACGUGACACUGCGUAUGGUGAUCGCGAUCACCAAGUAUUUCGACUGGCCACUGGACCAACUCGAUGUGGUGACAGCCUUUCUCUACGGAGUGAUGAAGGAGAAGGUGUACUGCGUGAUACCAGAAGGCGUCGAGAUGGAUGGCGACUUCGACUGUCUCGAGUUGGUGAAGGCGAUCUACGGUCUCAAGCAAGCUUCACGUGUGUGGAACGAGAAUUUCGACGAGUUCGUAUGCUCUAUCGGUUUCGAAGCGUCGGCGUUCGACCCAUGUCUCUACAUCAAGGUUGUCGACGGUCACUGUGUGCUCGUGCUGGUCUACGUGGAUGACGUGUUGGUCACCGGCAGCUCGCUCGAGUUGAUUGCGCAGACGAAGGCCGACCUCAAGACGCGUUUCGAGAUGACCGACAGUGGUAAGUGUACUUUUGUACUGGGCAUCGAACUGGUGGACGAAUCGGAUGGCAGCGUGACGAUGUGCCAGCUACGGUAUGUCAACGACAUCCUCAAGCGCUUCGGCAUGGAUGAGUGCAAGGCCACAGCAAGUCCGGUCGACUUGAGCACUCGGCUUGUCGCAAGCAGCGAAGCGGCCAAGAUCGACGUUCCGUUUCGUGAAGCUGUGGGAGCUUUGAUGCACUUGACGACUGCGACGCGCCCGGACAUUGCGUAUGCUGUGGGGUACGUCUCGCGCUUCAUGGAGAAUCCGCAGCAAGAACAUUGGACGGCGGUGAAGCGCAUCUUUCGUUACUUGCAAGGGACCAAGUCGCACGGACUCCGCUUCCAGCCAAGCGACAAGAUCGACUUUCGUGGAUACUCGGACGCGGACUGGGCCGGCGACCACACUGAUCGCAAGUCGACUUCGGGUUACACUCUCAUGCUGAUGGGUGCUCCUGUGAGUUGGGGAAGCAAGAAGCAGUCAAGUGUGUCGCUGUCGACGAGUGAAGCGGAAUACAUCGCACUGAGUCUGGCCAUCCAGGAAGGCAAGUGGGUGCAACGCCUGCUAUGCGAGAUUUUAGCGGCCGCAAAUGUUGACGGUCAUCGGUUUCUACCAGUAUUGGUAACCGUGACCGGUCCAAUCCGAACCGCCUGUUCAGCUUGGUAUUUACGACGUAGUUCUUACGGUAAUUACCAUAGUUGA
Peronospora matthiolae is the source of this 1323-nucleotide messenger RNA. Lineage: Eukaryota; Oomycota; Peronosporomycetes; Peronosporales; Peronosporaceae. The record is from the annotation of a GenBank genome assembly.